AUGGGACAUUUAGUCAGUGCUGCUAUCCAAACUUACAUGGGUUCGUCAAAUGUAUUUAUACUCAUUAUAAAAUUUCAAAAUAUUUUAUUUGAAGAACUUGUCCAAUAUGGCCUCUGGAGAAAUCCACCUGGCAGGGAAGCAAUGAAAAAGAUAACCAUCACUUUAAUUUUGAUAACAUCAGCAAUGACGCGUCAAUACACAAAAAGUUUUUACAAUAGCUUAUACAAAAAAGGCAUAGUUCCUACUAUUUGUGAAUUCAAAUCUAAUAACGAACAACCAGAAGAACAACAACAACAACAGCAACAGCAACAACAACAACAAGCACAACCUCAACAAGCACAACCUCAACAACAACAGCAACAACAAGCACAACCUCAACAAGCACAACUUCAACAACAACAGCAACAACAACAACAACAAGCACAACCUCAACAAGCACAACCUCAACAACAACAGCAACAACAACAACAACAAGCACAAGCUCAACAAGCACAACCUCAACAACAACAGCAACAACAACAACAACAAGCGCCUCAACAACAAGCACAACCUCAACAACAGCAACCACCACCACUGCCACAGCAAGAUCAAGUGUGGAGGAAUGGGCAACGAUACUUUGUGUAUCACAACGUCCGAAGGAAUCCGAGAAGAGCCGUCAAGAGAGUGGCACCAAAUGAUGGCCAGCCAGUUUAUGUGAGGGAGCGACGGAGGAGGAGAGUAAACCGAGAUCCACCACCACCACCACCACCACUACCGCAGGCACCAGCUGCACCAGCUGCACCAGCACCACCGCCAUCACCACCGCCAUCACCACCGCCAUCACCACCGCCAUCACCACCGCCAUCACCACCGCCAUCACCACCGCCAUCACCACCCCAACAUCUAGAGCAAGCACCAGCACCAGCACAGGAGCAAGCACCAGCACCAGCACAGGAGCAAGCACCAGCACCAGCACAGGAGCAAGCACCAGCACCAGCACAGGAGCAAGCACCAGCACCAGCACAGGAGCAAGCACCAGCACCACCACGGGAGCAACCACCACCACCGCCACCACCUUUAGCUAGACAACCUGCACCCGCAGCAGCUGAGCAGUUCCAUGUUAUUCCGCUGGAUCCACCGGAAGACUUUCAGGCUUGGCUUGAACUCACACCGUUAUGGUUUAGGAGGUACCUGGAUGCAAGGGAGGAUCGGAUUCGUGCAUUGGAGACUCGUGUUGAGGUACAUUUAAUUUUAACAACUAUUCCUGAAAGAAGGCAUCCAUGA
Molecule: messenger RNA, 1263 nt
Organism: Hydractinia symbiolongicarpus
Lineage: Eukaryota; Metazoa; Cnidaria; Hydrozoa; Anthoathecata; Hydractiniidae
Product: transcription factor SPT20 homolog
Exons: 9
Coding region: 1-1263 (420 amino acids)
Source: RefSeq, a predicted model, not a curated record